This is a messenger RNA of Gongylonema pulchrum, 522 nucleotides long. NCBI's taxonomy places the organism in Eukaryota, Metazoa, Nematoda, Chromadorea, Rhabditida, Gongylonematidae. The record is from the annotation of a GenBank genome assembly.
AUGUCAGAAACGAGGCUGUGUACUUCGGAUGGCUGCGAAGAUGAUUAUAGGCUCACCGGCCUCGUUGGUCGAGGCUCUUUCGGCGUUGUUUUGAAAGCAGUGCAUUUGGAGAGCGGCAGAGAAGUUGCGAUCAAACGAAUAACUCAGAAGAAAAGUCAUCGGAAUGAGAUCGACCUCAUACGAGAAAUAUUUGCAAUGCGAAAUGCGACUCACAAAAAUGUCUGCUUAUUUCUCAAGUGUGCUAAAAGCCUUUUCAAAAGCGAGCUGGUUGUGCAUUUAUUCGAUGUGAUUCUGAGCCCGGACACUGUUUCCUUAGUGAUCGAAUAUGUUGAAUCCAAUUUGAAACUGGCAAUCGAAGAUCACAACCGGCCGCUGAAUGAUGAAAUCCCACGGUACUAUAUGUAUCAGCUGUUUACUGGUGUCAGUUAUUUGCACAGCCUCAAUAUCAUGCACAGGGUACGCUACCAAAUUGCUUCCAAGAACCCAACUUCGCUUUAUCCAGUAGCAGUAUUAUUCGAUUGA